UAAAAAGUGUUUUUUUUUCAGUAACCAACUCAAAAUGACAACUGAAAACAACGGCAACAUCGGAGAGUUUUUAAAACCGACAUCUAGCAGUAACGAGGACCUGAGUGAAUAUACUGAUGCUGACGAGAGUAUAUCAGCGCCCACUGAGUUUCUGGCUGAGUUUUUGUCAGCUGUCAUGCUCAAAGACUAUAUCACAGCAUUAAAGUACUGCAAAUUAAUUCUCCAGUAUGAACCAAAUAACGCUACAGCAAAGGAAUUCUACCCUCUCAUCUUACAAAAGCUUAAGCAAGAUAUGCCAAAUGGUAAUGGGGGCGAAGGGAGUAGUAACGACAGCGAGGAUGAAGACAGUGAAGGAAACACCCCAUCCUCGUCUGAAUCUGAUAGUAGUGGAACUGAGGAGAGUAGUGAGGGACAAGAGGAAGCAGAGGAAGAAGAAGAAAUUGAACCUGUAGCAGGCGGAAAAGCUUCGAAGGGUUCCUCAGAAGGCGACGGAACCACAGGAAGUUAUUCUAGCUUAGAAGAUGACGAAGCAGAAACAGAUCAACUUAUGGCACUAGCUGCUAAAUAUCAAAUUGACAACGUGAACCUCGGGAACGGCAACAAAAUAUGUUCUGCCACACACUCAAAUCUUUACUCCAAAGAUAGAACGUACCAGUUGGACAACCGUUUCGUAACGACCAGGCAACCUCAGAAUAUGGCCAGCUCCGACUCAGAAUCUCCCACCGAUCCAUGCCAAACAACCGUCGCAAUGCUCAGAGCCAGAGUGGUGCCAAAUAACGUGUAGAUGUUUAGAAGUCGAAGAAACGGUUGUAUGGCUAUAUAAAAUAAAAUCCACGCCUACACAAUAAUAAUUGCUUUAAAAAAAAAAUUAUAUGGCAUACGCAACUCAUUUUUAUCCGGAGAAUGUCAUCGACCAAAAAAAUAAAUGUCUUGAGGAAACUUAGCGAUGAAGACUGAAAUACGUUUUUGGUAAAUAGUAGAGUUUACUUACAAAUGACAUAUCUCGCAGCAAAUGAUGAAUUUAGUACCGAUUUGUAAGAUGGCACCGUUUUAUUAGAAUAUGUAAAAUUAGCUUUAUGCCUUUUGAAUUCCUAAAAAUAAAAAAAAUUAGACUAGACAUAUUAUGUAUAUCUAUAUUAAAAUAACAGGGGUAAUAUUCUCUUUGAGGUGGACCUCGAGGCUGAAAAGAGUAAUUUACAUACAUUUUAUUACAACCCAUUUUAUAUUAUUAGUGAAUAUUCAAGACUCACCAAGAUUACAAGCCUGGAAAAUUACUUUACCGCUCGUUUUAUUUGCAUAGGAUUUCAAUGGUUGUAAUUUAUUUUACAAAAACCAUAGGCCUGACUCUAAUUAUUCUCCUUUAAGGUUAGUGAAAGUAAUGGGAGAAUAUUUCGGAACAACUGAUUAAUGUUAAAAAUGUUUCUGGAUGUCUUCUGUUUAGAAUGGCUAAUAAUAAUGGCGGAUAUUUCGUUUAUCAUACUUUCGGGGUCUUCAGAUGUAGCGUAAUAUGAAAGUGAAGAAAUUCCUCACUGGAGAUUUUUUGUAUGGAUUUUGAUAUUUUAUUACUUUUUCCUUCGUAGUUCUUUUUGUAUCUGCAAGGAUGUAAAUACUUUCUAAACGAAUUUUUUCUUCAACUGUUCGCAUAAGUAGAUAGUGUAAAUAAAGUAAAAUUAUUAAAGAUAAGCUGAAAUAUGCAGGGUGUGACUACGUAAGGACCUCAGCAACUUUAAUUGAUCUUUUAUGGCCCCAGUUCUUGACAUUAAGCUCUAUUAAAUGCUUUUUUAUUUUAGUGCCUUUCACUUAAUCGAUUUAAGAAACGUAUGUUUUAAUGUAAAGAAAAGUAGUUAAGUUUCAUUACUUUACCUAACUACGACUAUUAUCAUUAUUGUAGUACAAAAAACUAAAGCAGAAAAAAAAAUCUGAAAACAAACUGUAAAACUUCUGAAAACAAACUGUAAAACUCGUCCAAGAUCAGGAAAGAGGGAGAGGUAGUAAAAUGAUAAAAAGAAGCCAAUUUAAAUGUUUCCAGAAUUAAUCGAAAUUUUUGAAAAUUAAACAGACUUGAAGAUGGUCAAAAGGUAAAACGUCAUAUGAUAAAUCUAAGAUAGAAGGGAAAGGAAAAAAAUAUAUAAUCAAUUUUCGUAAACUUAGUUUUAUUUUCUUUAUAUUUAACCAAAUUUGUACACACAAUUUUUGUUUAAAACCUCAAAAUGCUUUUUUGGCAUUUUUUUGUACUUUCUGAUUAUAUUUUGAUAGUAUAGAAUAUAAAUACUUUAAUUGCCGUAAGCGGUAGGCAUCAGCACUAAAUUACGUUAAGUAUCACUUCGAAUAUUUUACUAAAGUAUUGCAUUCAAUUUGUUUUGAUCUCUAGAACACCACGAUAAAAGCGUUUCAAGAUUUAAUUAAUUGUAGACUUUACUUAUCGGAACACCCUGUAUUGGGAGUAUAUUCAUAUAUAGUAGAUGUUUGCUAUUUCAAAUUCACUAUGACAAUCCUCUCUUACUUUAACAAAUGUUCCGUAUCCUAAAGUGAAACUUGCAUAAAAGUCUGAUAAACUACCACUUAAUCCUUCUUCAGUUUUUUCAUUUAUUUUGUAAUUUUCUGGCAAUCAAGAAUUAGAUCAAUAAAAAUUCCAAUGACAUUUACAAUGCAACUUUAAUGUUUUGUGAGAGAUGAUCCAAGUAAAAUUCUCGUUAAUAAAAGGUUGAGCAGCUCUACCCAAAAAAUGUAUUUAUCAGCAAAAUUUCACAGACUUAUCGAGUAAUUCCCUUCUUCUUGUUAUCACGCCCUCUCCUCACGAAGAUUGGCGAUUUAUAUGGCUAACAUUGUCCUGGAAACAGCAGCUCUAAAAAUGUCAGUCGAAGUGCACCAGAACCAUCUUCUAAUGUCUUUCAACCAGGAGUUCUGAAGUCUUCCAACCGAUCAUCUUGCCUUUUUUAUUCUUCUUAAUACCUUUUCGUUUGUAACUCGGUGAAUCCAUGAGAUACAUAGGUCUCAAAAGCCUCGAUCUUUCUCUCAGUUAUUAUAUUGAGAGUCUAGGCUUCACAACAGCGCAAUAAGACACUAAAGAUACAGCGCCUGACUAUGCACAUUCUGAGUUCCAAGCCAAAAUCAAGACUGGUGAAAAUUUUCCUGGCUUGUUCUAUUCUAGAACGUAUCUCCUACUUCGGAUCGCACAGCGGGUUGAUUAUGGUGCCAAAAUAUUUGAAGGACCUAUUUGAUAUGUUUACGAUUGAUCAAAAGCGUUUCAGUGACAUGUGCCUUAAGGAAAACGGUUAAUUUGGUCUUGGAAGUGUUCAUGUGUAAUCCGAACUGUGUUGUGUAAUCAGGUCCAUCAUUUUUUCCAAGUCUGAUUUAUUAUCUUCUAGGAUCACGGUGCCAUUCCGUCUGCGUAGCUUAUAUUAGUGAUGCGGACUCCAAUCACUUCAAUACCUCCCAUAUCUUCCACUAGAGCCUCUCUGAAAAUGCUUUCCGAGUAAAUGUAAAUACGAGCGGCGACAUAAUGCACCUCUCCCUUUACAUCCGAAGCUCCCCUGUCUAUUCGCACCUCUGCAGUUUGGUUUUAGUAGAGAUGUGCUAUGAUUCUAAUGUCUCUCUUGUCAAUCCUGAUUACUGAUAAUAUCUCUAGCAUCUUCUGAUGCCCGACAUAAUCAAAUGCUUUACGAUAGUCAAUAAGACAAGCGUAUACAUCAAUAUCCAUGUCCCUACAUCUCUGUGUUAGCACGCUCAGGAAAAAGAGGCCACUCUGAAAUUCGAAUUGAGUGUUACUUAUUUGUUCUUCACAUUUUCUAUAAAUCCGUGUAUGGAUUAUUCUUAGGAAUACUUCGAGGACGUGGGACAUCAGACUAAUGAGUCAUCACAUUGAGAGUAGUUUGGAGUUUUUGGGAUCGCCUCGAAGACUUGGGCCAUUCAGAAGGGUUUUUUCCUGCACUGUAGAUGGUGUUAAAUAAAUCACUUAUAAGCUUUAGGCCUUUGCCUUUCAGUUUGCAAUAAUUUUAAGCACCUCUGCAUGUACUUUACUUUUUCUCAAUUUUUAUUGCUUGAAUGAACUCGCUCUUUGUAAUAGGAGGUUCCUUCUCACUGUCAUCAUCAUCCACAUCCGUGGGAGACUCUGGUCGGUCUUCAUUGCUAUAGGCUAAAAGGAGAAAAGAUGCUAUGGAAAUAGUCUUUAGCCUUAUUCAUGUGUAGCUUAAAUUAUGUCAAUUCAUAAUUUACAGCUCUUAAGAUGAUUUUUGUUACUUUUUUAUGAAAACAGAUUUUAACAAUUUCAACCUCUUAUUAGAGUAGUCUAGCUACUGGACGAAGAAAAUUUUAUUCUGGGUUAAUGCAAAUUAGGGUAACGAAUAUGAAUACAGUAGGACAGCAAUCUCCAAUAAAAUAAAUUUAAUUAAAUAGGUCAUCAUAUAUAUAUCUAGAGUUGUGCGUGUCAUUCACAACUUUUGAUUGGGUCAUCAUUUACUUCAUUUAAAAACGUUUACCGGAUACAUACAAAUAAUAACUGUAAUAGUUCUUGGAACAAUCCUUGAUUCCCUUCUUAAUAUGCCAAGACAUUUUAAGUAAACUGGCAACAAUUUCCAAUGAAAUAAAUUUAACUAAAUGGGAUUAUGAAUAAAUUUAUUUCAUUUAAAAGUAUUUACAGAUCAUCAUACCCAAAAAGACUAAUAGUUGUUAUUCUUUUGGUCCGUUUUCCCCUAAUAAGUUCUAACUCCAGAUGUAUCAAAAGAGAGUUGUGCUUGCAUUCGUCUCCUCUAUACUUAACAAUAAAUGUCUGUCAUCUCGAGGUGACAUAAAAGUCUCAUAAAACCCGCAUGGGUGACGAGUAUUCUGGUCUGGGAAAAGCGGUUGCAGACAAAUUGCAUGAAGGUACAGUAUUCAAUCUAAAAUCAAAAAACAAUAAAUAGUAAAUAGCAUACGAAUAAAUGGAGACACAAGCGAUAGGUGAAGUAUUGAUAUGUAAUUCUCAUACUUACAACAUGAGAGCGCAUGUCUAAAACUUAGAACUCUGGAUCGGAUUCAAUAUUUAUUGAGCACUUUUAAGGAAAAAUGUUACAUCUCGUGAACAACAUUAGCUCUCAUGCAAAAGCGCCGUCUGUUUUGUGCUUGUAUACAAAACCGUUCGGUGGGAAGCAUCUUUAGUUUCAUAUGACGCUCUCUCUGUAGAUCCCACCAAGAUAACCUUAUACAGAAGACAUCCUAUUUAAAAACUCAUGUAGCAUGUAAAACUGACUCAUCAAAAAUGUAAUAAUUAUAAGUCUGUUCAAAACCAAAAAUAGAUGACAUCUAUAUUUCUGUGUCAUAGUCCCAAUAAAGGCCUAACAUUUGAGGCCAUAAUACGUUGCCAAAUUAGAAAAUAAAAUCUUCUUGCUUCAUGAAGCAUGAAUAUUGUACUCCAUGUAAAACUUAAUCUACUACACCAUCUAUUCUCAGUUAAUACAACCACGAUGGACUUACCGAUUUUCGAAUCUGCAGUAAGCAGGUAUCAAAAAUGACAAAAAUUAGUUUUUAUUAAAAAUAUAUGACUAUACUUACAUACUAACAUUACUAUAACUACAAUAUUUUUAGUAGAAUAGCGAGUAGCGAAUAAAAUAAAAGUAUAUAGUAUUAUGUAAUAAGAAAAUGGUACAAAUAUGUAUUUCUUAUAUUUUUUGGGCUGACUAUAAUGUUUACUACAUUCAAUAACUUUGCAAUUUAUAGACAAAGUGAGAAAAAUAAGAAAUAUGUAAUUCUAAGAUGGAAUGAGAGGCCUUGUAGAAAUUGUGUAUGUAACAGUUUUUUGUGUUAAAAUAUAUAGAAAAAUAAAGCAUAUCAUUAAUAGA
Messenger RNA from Anthonomus grandis grandis, 5816 nucleotides. RefSeq names its product histone-lysine N-methyltransferase SETD1B. Bases 35 to 784 code for a protein of 249 amino acids. Gene Ontology annotation, molecular function: protein binding. NCBI's taxonomy places the organism in Eukaryota, Metazoa, Arthropoda, Insecta, Coleoptera, Curculionidae. The transcript has 7 exons. The record is from RefSeq and is a predicted model, not a curated record.